CCGGGCUGCGGAGGGAAGAGCGGCUCCAGCAGCGGCGGCGGCGGCCCGAAGAGCACCGGCUCCAGCUCGCCCAGCGCCGGGGGCUUCCUGGUCUUGAGCAGGUCGGCGGGGCGAGGAGGGGGCUGCGGCGGCGGCACCCGCGGCAGGUCGGCCUGGCAGAAGUGGCGCACGGAGGUGCAAGGCUGGGGUUCCACCAAUCCACUUGCUUGCUUUCAGCUGCAAAAACAAAUCAAGAAAUCAAAGGCAAGUGAAACCUCCAACAAUUGCCUGCUUUGCUUAGACAUGGUGCAAGCUACUGACAAAUGUUCAGGCCAAGAAGUCAAGACUACAAGAAAUCAAUCAAAAGCAGAAAGCAAGUUAAACACAGAGGCUGCAGCUGAUACUGCUCCAGAAGAGAUUUCAGCCCAUUCUAGUAAGUCUAACUGUUCUACAACACAUGGCAGUAAAACAGAAAUAUGUAACAAAAAGGUACACUCUUUCAGAACAUGCCAGGGUGAAAAGAAGAACCUGCCAAUAAAAGAAUACUGUAUGUGGAACCUAGAAGACGUGAAAAAUCCAGAUGCUGUAAAGCAUAAAGCGAUAAAACCCCAGGCACUUGAUGUGCUUGAUCCAAAUGGCUGUGAAUCUUUGACUUCAAAAUCUUCACAAGUACUUCCACCCGUGAAAUAUGCCACUCCCAAGGACACUUCAGACCCUUCCUGGAAGAACAAGCAAGCCAUUAUCCUUCAGAACACACUCAAUGGUACUUCAGUUGAGAUUGCUUCCUGCAGUCAUGACGCUAAAGGAACAGAGCAAAAGAGUAAAAAAGGAGCUGACACCAUGAAUGAUAAAAUGAAGGAAAAAGGAGAAAUUCAUGAACCAUCAGCAUUUUUCUCAAGUCAUUCAGAGGUCUCCCUCCUGCAGGAAGAUCCUGAACAGUUAUCCUGGCACUGUGCUCUUACAUCUGACAGAAGCAUUGCAACCAUUCCUAAUCCUACUGCUUCCAAAAAGAACAUUCAUCAGGCCUGUAUGCAGGUUCCACACACAAAAGGAAUACAAUACACAAAACAUGACAUCCGAGGCUCUUUAACCUACAAUGCCAGGAACAGGUAUGCUGAGGUCAAGGAAGGAAACAAAUCAGAAAUGCAGGCGGUUCCCCUGGUCUCUGGACUAUUACCUUCCCUAAAGGCCAGUCACACUGCAAGAGCUGAACUGCUGCCUAGACUGAACUAACGCUUCUAGGUUGCAAUCUCUUGCCUUUUUUUUCCUUGUAACUUAUGGGGAAAAAAUAAAAUUUCCUUGUGAGCCACUGGGAUAUUUGUAGGUUUUUUAAAAUGCUAUUAAUAGCAUAAGCUGAUGAAUGCCAAUUACUUUCACAUAGGUUUAGUUUCUUCCUGACCACAAGAUAGAUCCAUUAGUCUUAACAGCUUAUUCUGGGCAUGAAGUACAUGCACCCUCUUCAUUUAGAUUCACUCUGAAUGAGUUCUGUAGCCUACUGUGACAAUUAGGUAUUUGAUACUGCUGAUCACUGAAACAACAUCUAACUUUAAGAACAUUCUGCUCUGCAAGGCCUUUAAUAAUACCCUUAAAACAGUGCUAAAUCCUACUGAGCUUCACAGACAAACAUUUGCAUACAUUCCUUGCUAAUUUGGCACCUAGGAGAAACAGAAAUGAUCUGGAAAGCAGACAGUGGUGAGAUUGACAGUCGUUUACAAGGUAAAAGGCUUGAGCAGAGAUACUACUUUCAUUGCCAUCAGGUCCAGACUUCCAGGGGACUGAUUCCAGAGAACACUUUGUCAAAUCCUGGAGCCAGAAAGAAAGUCUGCCUCUCUUAAAUUCAAUUGUUUUGACAGAAUGCAAUCAAUCAGCUUGCCAACAAGCAAUUUCGUUAAGUGAAGGAAAUUCAGAAUCUAAACACAAACUGAUCAGGGAUGCUUUCACUGCCAACAGAAAUAACAGUAAAGUCUCAGCAACACCAAGCAAGAAAGUAGUUCAAAAACAUGUGGGGCUGAUCUCUGAACAGCCAUCGGCUUCUUCUUGAUCUGUUCUUAAUCAAGAGUCAAUUUGUCCUGCCUUUUAGGCUGCCUUGCCAUCUUUGCAAGUUUCAUGAGGACAAUCUGUUCAAAGUAGCUGACUUUUGUCCACAGGUGAAGUCUGCUCCAUCUGAAUAACAAGCCUGAAAUAACUCAACCCAAACUAAGCAGAAUAUUGCUACAACAGGAAUAGCCUGCUAUUCCUGCAACAGUAGUCAGUUCCUAAUACAUUUGACUCUUUCAGAGCUAACUUUAAAUGCUCUGAAUGGGAAUUUACUUUCUAGAUACUUCCCACAUACUGCCCCCUGGAAAUACCUUCUAUAUUUUGCUACCACUGUGGCUGAAUGCUGCCUCAUGCACUUAGCAUGUGACGGCACCGAAACCAGCAGCCUGGUACACACCAAAGACAGAGUUUGUCGUGACUAUAGCUGCUGUAAUAGCACAGAUGAAUUUUCAGUGACAGAUCGUCUGCUUGUUCACCUAUUCUGAAUUGAUAUGGAAGUUGACAAGAUACAAAAGUAAUAAUAAAAGCAUUUUAUAUUCUCCAACAGAGGAUGGUAGGACCAUUAUUAUUAAGCAUGGGGACUAUACAGACGGGGACAAGUAUCAUCCAUGCGCCAAUUCAACCUAGUAUAAUAGUAUUAAAAUAUCAUUAAAAUUAUUUUCUCAAUUAAAAAUUAUUUUCACAAUUACAUACAAUAUCUUUCAAAAUAAUAUGAGCUAUUAGAAAAGACUGUGAUUUUCUAGCAGGGUACUUUGAAAGCUAUUAAUCACAAAGCAGUUAAUUUCUGCUUAGGACUCCAGAUUUUGUAAAUUACACAAGUAGAUGAGAGUGCAAAGAAGAACUCAAAGUAAUCCUUCUGUCCUGAUGGCCUGUUGUAGAAGAAAGGCACAUCAGUGAGCUGAAUUCCAUGGCGUAUGCAAGAUAAUUUAAAUUUUGCAUUCAUUUCUAAGAAGUUUGAGGUGGAGCACCACUACUGCUGCCAGCCUGGAUGCUGCUGGUUGGAAGAACCCAGCCCCAGCUACAGGCAUCCAAGACAGCACAAAAGUCUAUGCACAGGCUCAGUUAAAAGGAGAGAACCUCUCUAAUGGGUGUUCAUAAAAUGUAGCACCUUGUUAUUCUGAUUACUUCAGUGUUUUAAGUUUAAACUUCCUAGGAUUCACUGGAAAGUAGGAGAACAUAGCAAAACUCAAGUUUUUUGCAGCCUCUGAAGAUAAAGGACUGAUGCUGUAAGAUUACUGUAAGUUACAAAACCUCUACAAAUCCAAAAGAUACCCAGCUUUCAAGAGGUAAGAUGUUCAGGAGGAACGGGUGGUGCUUCCUAACAGGCACUGUAUGCCCGGCCCAGGCCUCUAGAGGAGAUCACAGCCAUUACAACAGAAGGCAAUAAUUGGUUGAAGUUAACUUUAUUCCAAAAUAUGUAUAAUUUACAGGACUAAAUAAGUGCUUCAUUUGUGAACAAAAUGUUUCAAUACUUGUGAAUAACUUACUAGUAGCUUUGUGUAACACUUCAGUUUCCAACAUCAGGAAAUAUGAAACAGUAUUUUGGCACAGGAUUUUCUCUGCAUGCAUUAAUAUACUUAAAUGUUUCACAUAGGACAACAUUCCUUCUUUGGGAUUGUCACUUGUAAAACAGGUAUAGGAAAUGAAAACUUGCUUUUCUCUGCUUGUUGCAAGUUUGUUGGCUUACAUAGCAAGAAUCAUACAUCAACAUCCCUUGAAAACUAAAUUUGUCCACUAGAUCAAAAUCCCACCAGUGAUGAGAAAAAACAUUUUAAGGUCAUUUUCCAGACGUAUUAACUCACACAUGCUUUGGGAAAGGCUCACCCGUGAGACUUAUUACUCAUCCAUUCCAAACAGUUACAAGUUUAAAUUAGAUCAUAAUCAAAUCUUGAAUUCUGUAAGCUGCAAAUAAAGGCUAUUUUUCAUAUCUAGCUUUAUUUUUAUCAUAGAUGCACUUGCAAAUAUCUGUAAAAUAGAAUAUUAUCAGUCUAGCUCUGCAUGCGAGUGCUUGAAGCAUGCAUGUAAAGCAUUACUUGUUGUAAAAUGGAUGCUGCACGGUUUACAUCAUCACAAGCCAUCUAUUAUAUUCCAUCGCUAGUUAUGUUGAAGAUACUCCUGAAAAGCCAGCAUAUGAAAAAGAAUCAGAUGGAAAGGAUUUUUGUUGUUUGACUAGAGAUCAGCAGCUCCUUUGGGAAUUUCCACUGUUUCAGGCUGUCGGAUUACAUUUUCGGUGAAGCGGAAGAGUCGCACACGAGACAAACAUAACAUCACCCUGACUGCGAGGCAAUGCAGAGUUGAACGACGUAGUUCCUCGAUGCUGUUCA
Anas platyrhynchos (mallard) is the source of this 4340-nucleotide messenger RNA. Lineage: Eukaryota; Metazoa; Chordata; Aves; Anseriformes; Anatidae. The record is from RefSeq and is a predicted model, not a curated record.